Teleopsis dalmanni is the source of this 1227-nucleotide messenger RNA. RefSeq lists its product as uncharacterized. The transcript is spliced from 2 exons. Lineage: Eukaryota; Metazoa; Arthropoda; Insecta; Diptera; Diopsidae. Bases 414 to 857 code for a protein of 147 amino acids. The record is from RefSeq and is a predicted model, not a curated record.
UCUUCACAAUCAGUCGCUUUUCAAAUUCGUGCGGAAAACAUACCGAGCAGUGGUGCGACGUGUGCUCAGAAAAACUUGUUCAAAAAAACAUUAGAAAAUCAAGAAAAGAAAAGUAGAAAAAUAGAAAAAUAGAAAAAUAGAAAAAUAGAAAAAUAUCGUAUGUAAGUGUAUCUGAGGGUGAACAGAUUAAAAAGUAUCUCAGCACAGUUCGAAAUCAAAUCAAGGGCAACGCAGCAGACAAUACCGAUUAAACUGAUUUCAAACGCUGCACUCAGUACAAACUCAACCAAAGUCACGCAUCGAACUACGUUGUUAAAUAGACGCUUAGGCACUACGAUUUCUGAUUCCAUUCCACGUACUAUAAACGCAAGCAUAGAGCAUAAGAAUACUAUACUUUUUUUCGAGAGUGAUAUAUGUUUGGAAUACGAGUUCCCCGAAAAAUACUCAGAAAUAUCUCAAGAAAUAAUAUACUUUGUUGCGCUCUUAUACACUUCAUGAUGUCACGCACAGUCAGGUACUUUAAAAUGAUGUACAUCGUAGCUGGCAUACUCUUGAGCAACGAAGAAGUAUGCGAAACAGUCGACCAAAUACAAAUCACACCACGUGUUGAAGUUAAGGACUUGGCACAGCCGAAGAAGCUCCAACGCAAGGAAGAAAAAGUGUCCAAAACUCCCAAGACCUGGUACCAAAAAAUGGAUGUGUUUCUGCUUUUGCCGAAAUUGAAACGCGUACUCACACCAAUGCUCGGCGCUUUCAGCAUAUGGACUAUACCCAAGUUGGUGUUGGACUACUCCUCUGGCUACAUAAGCAAGAAAUUCGUGCUGGAUGGAGACUGUGAUAUGAUCUAUAAUAAAUAAUACAACUACUAAGCUUCCCUACUCGAUUACUUUUUAAUUAGUUUAAGCAAUUUUUACAAACUCUCGGAUGUUAAGUUUCGUUAUAAGACAUAAUUUUCUUAUAUAUAUUUGUAUUACAUAAGGUUAUAUUUAAUACAUAAGGUUAUAUAUUUGUGUUAACACUCAAAAGUACAUAAUUCUGUGAAUUAUAACUAGUAAACCAUAGAGACGUAAAGAUAGACAAGAAAAUUUUAAUAAUUAAUUAAGUUUAGAAACAUUUUUAUACUUGCUUAUCAUUUGUUAAGUUUAAGUGUAAAUUUGGUCCCUUCUAUAAAUUUUCUCUCUUACGAUAAGUUAACAAAUAAAUUACUAUUUAACUUUUAACUUUUAA